Molecule: messenger RNA, 1419 nt
Organism: Leishmania braziliensis MHOM/BR/75/M2904
Lineage: Eukaryota; Euglenozoa; Kinetoplastea; Trypanosomatida; Trypanosomatidae
Exons: 1
Coding region: 1-1419 (472 amino acids)
Source: RefSeq, a predicted model, not a curated record
AUGGCCCCCCUCCCCGUCCCUCCACUACACAACACAACGCGCGCUGAGGCACGCGCAUACACAUGCAUAUGUCAGCGCCUCAUCGAGUGGUCACUGAACGGAGCCAACACGGCGCUUGAUCUCCUCCCCCCUCCUUUCCCUCCCUCUCUCCCUCUCCAAGUGUCAAUGGAUCGCUCGUUGCUCUUCUCGCCGCUCGGGUACUCGACCAAUGGGGUAUACAUCCCGUCCCCGGUGGGGGGCGACACCGACGUGGGCGGGGCGAAUGACGGUCGCAUCUUCGAGGAACUCCUCGACGCCGAAGUCGCAGUGAACAUGGAAAAACUGCGGGAGGCGUCGCGCAUGGGCAUUCCGCCGGUCCACCGCGGUGUUGUCUACCGCUACCUUCUCGGGGUUGCAUUCACCGACAAGUCAAUCGAGAUGACGAUGGAAGAAAUGCAGGACAAGGACUUCCAGCUGUUGAACACCGCCUACACUCGCAUGUGGGGCAACGGGGACGAGAAUGACGACCGCGGCGGUGCGGGCGGCUCGGGCCACGGCGGCAGCCACGGCGCCGGCAGCAGCGUGGCGGCCCAGCACACCAUCAGGGAACUUCUGGCCUUCUCAAUGUCCUCCACGGCGGCGGUGGUGAGCGCGACAGAGGGAAGCGGCCCGUUGCACUGCAGCAGUGGGCUUCGCGGCGUGGGCAGUAGCGGGGCAGGGACGGUGGCGAUUCCUUUUGUGCACCGAGGCCCAUCAGUUGUACCCGCCCACGCCCCCUCAGCCACCCUCUCCGCCUGGGAGGAAGGUGUGACGGCGCUACGGUACUGCGCGCCGUACAAUGCGGACGCGCGUCAGUGGGCAAGGAUGGAGUCGGCACUGGCCGCGCUGCAGAUGAUGUACUGCAACGUCUCUGUCGAUCACGUGCAGCUGCUCAUUCUGCUGGCGCGCCAACUCGACCGAGUCGCCAGCUCGGCGCGCGACACCUUCUUCACCGUCCACGCCCUCUUCAACGCGCUGACAAAAGACGGCAACAUCCUGCACGACGCCCAGACGCUGCAGGUGCACUGCGGCAACUUUCUCAUGCUCUUCCGUGCUGUGCUGCUUCCGCUCUACGAGCACUUCACAGUGGAGGGGCUGACCACGUGGGAGUGGAUCCCAAGCUUACUGACGUGCUUCUUUGUGGACCGCAUGCACCCCGACGACGUGUUCGCGCUGUGGGACUGCUACCUUGCGGACAUGAGCGAGCACCAGGCGAUGGCGCUGCACCCAUACGCCUGCCUAGCGAUGCUAUCGUCCAUGACGGAGGUGCUCAUCGAGGCUGGCAAGGUUGAGCUUCUCUACUGCCUAGAGCACCUGCCUCGUCUCGACACGGCAGCCAUCAUGCGCAAGGCGGUGCUCAUUCGGGAGUCCGUAUAUUCCAAGGAGCUUCUCUGCGGAUGA